GUUGUUUACAGUUUCAUAAUUUUUAUAUUCAGUUAAAAUGCAGUGCUAUAUGAGCAAAAAGAUUGCUUUGCCUAAAAGCAUAAGUAUGAAAUCUAUUGCCUGGAACAAAACUGAAGGUUAUAUAGCCUGUGGAGGAGAUGGUGGUGUCCUCAAAGUUUUGAAAUUAGAGUCUAGGAAAGAAAUGGUAGCAAGUGUUGUCAGCUCAUCCAGCCUUUCAACAAAUCAAAGUUUAGAAGGUCAUGCUGGAACUGUUUCUUUUGUGCAGUGGAAUGAGGCAUAUCAAAAACUAACAUCUUGCGAUACAAAUGGAUUUAUCAUGGUGUGGAUGGAGCAUAAAGGUAUUUGGUAUGAAGAAAUGGUUAACAACAGGCAAAAAUCUCUUGUGAGAGGAAUGGCCUGGAAUCACGAUGGGCAGAAAAUUGCCAUAACCUAUGAUGAUGGAGUUAUUAUCGUUGGCUCUGUUGAUGGCAAUCGCAUAUGGGGUAAAGAACUGAAAGCACUGAAUCUGACUUGUGUUGAGUGGUCACCUGAUGGAAGAUUGCUGCUUCUGGGAUGCAGCAAUGGGGAAGUUCAUAUGUAUGAAUUUGGUGGAGCAUUUGUGGGAAAAGUCCCUAUGACCCCAGCAGCUGAAAACAAAAGAAAAGAUGAUUUGAUAAUGAUUAGUUGGUUUAAAAAACAAAAAGAUCCUGACAUUCCUUCUCUUGCUGUGGUAUUUGAAAGUGGUUUGAUACAGCUAAUGAAAAAUGAAAAUGAUAAUAAUGCAGUAGGACUUGAGACGGGACUGCUAAUCACAUCAUUUGAAUGGAACUUUAAUGGGAGUAUUAUGGCUAUUGCUGGAAGAAAAGAAAAAACUACCUACCCAGAUGAAAAGUCUAAUGAAGUCAAGUUUUUCAACCCUUUUGGUCAGCUGCUUCAUAUACUUCGAUUUGCUGGAAACAUUUGUGGAUUAUCUUGGGAAGGUGAUGGUCAAAGAAUUGCUCUUGCUGUUGACUGUUAUAUAUUUUUUGCUACCAUACGCCCCUAUUAUAAGUGGUGUUAUUUCUCAAAUACACUGGCAUAUGCAUUUAGUAAGUCCCAAGAUAGGAAGGAAAGUACUAUUAUGUUCUGGAAUUCUAACACAAAAGAGAAACAUAUAAAAUUGAUUAAGAAUUUCAUAUCUAUGUGUGCAUUUGGAGAUUUUUGCUGCAUAGCUACAAAGAGUGAUGAAAGUUCUAAAGAAUUUUCAUUGAUUGUCUGCAAUGGAAUUGGUUCUCCUAUUGAUUCCUGUAAUAUAAAUCUUGAGCCAUCAAAUCUUUGCAUGAAUUUGUUUGAUGUUUUUGCUGCUUCUCAAACUAGCUUUUGCAAAUUUCAUUUUCAUUCACCCAAAAGCAAAACACUGAUGCAGUUUACCAGUGAAAAACCAGGCUUAUCGGAUGAAAGAUGCACUGUUUUCGAGUUUCCAGAUAUCUCUCAAUGCAACAGUGAAACUGUUAAACCUAUUUGCUGUUUAACGUGCAGUGAUGCUCUUUUGGUUAUUAGUGAUACAAUUGGAAGAUUUUAUUUAUAUAAUUUGCCACACGUGAAUCUCUACUACAUUAUUCAAAACAGCAACCCAAGUAUUCCCUCAAAGAUUUCUCUAAAUACUGUGUCUAAAUACAAUUCAUCAGAUAUGCGCAACCACCAAAAUGCUAAACCAUUUAAUGAUUUGUAUUCUGAAGCCUCUCUGGUUGACCAUCAUAUGAAGUCUGAAAUCAUCACCUCAAAGGGAUUUGAUACUGAUGAUGUGGAAGAUAAUUUUAAUUCUAAUAUAUCACAUAACGAUGUGAUGGGAAACAGCAUAAAAAAGCUAUCAGAGUUUUCUCGUAAACCCGAAAAAAUAGGUUUCAACCUGGAAGAAACAGUAGAAACAGACAAUUUUUCAUUGACAAAAAGAAAAAUGAAUGGUAAAAAAAAAGUUUAUAACAUUACUCCUGUUUUAUCAAAGCCUAUAGAGUUUGAUAGAAGAUGUGCUUGGGAUGUGAAGUGGGCAUCAGAUGACAGUCAGAUGUGUGCAAUAAUGGAUAAAAUGAGGAUGUAUAUUUAUCGUGGUAUAGAACCUGAGGAACCUAUGAAUUGUUUAGGAUACAUGUGUGAGUUCAAGGAUUUGGAAGUCAAAGCCAUCUUAUUAUCAGACUUAAUGCAAAAUCCUGAUGAACCUGAAGAUAGUUAUUUGUUUAAGAAUGAUGUCAAAUCUCUUAGAGAUACUAGAAAUUUAAUAAGUAAUGUUGGAUUAAAAGAUGCCGCUCAAUUUAUUGAAGAAAACCCACAUCCUCGUUUAUGGAGAUUGCUUGCUGAGGGUGCUUUAAUGAAAAUGGAUUUUGCCACUGCUGAAAGUGCAUUUGUCCGGUGUAAAGAUUACCAAGGCAUCCAAUUUGUAAAAGGAGUUUUGGAAAUAAAUAAUGAGACAGUUAAACGAGCAGAAGUUCAAGCCUAUUUUAAAAACUAUGAAGAUGUGGAUAAAAUAUAUUUGGAUACAGACAGAAUAGUAUUGGCCAUAGACCUUCAUCGCCUGCUUGGUGAUUGGUUUCGUGUAUUUGAACUGUUAAAAGGAGAUAUGCUUGAAGUUGAAGAAAUGGAGGAAGCAUGGAAUGGUAUUGCAGACUAUUAUUUUGACAGGCAAUUAUGGGCAGAAGCUGUAAACUAUUAUGAAAAAGCUCACAAUGAAGAACGCAUAGCUGAAUGUUGUUAUAUACUCGAAGAUUAUGCUGCAUUAGAAAAGCUAUUAAAUGAGUUGCCUGAGAAUCAUAAACUGUUACCUGAACUUGGUUCAAUGUUUGCAUCAAUUGGUAUGUGUGAACAAGCUGUUAUGGCUUUUAUUAAGUGCAAUGAAGUUAAUGGUGCUAUUGAAUGUUGUACUACUCUUAAUCAGUGGAAAAUGGCUAUUAGUUUAGCUCAAAAGUAUGACAUUAAAGAUGUUGAUGCACUUUUAUCACAAUAUGCUGUAUAUUUAAAGCAAGAGAAAUCAAUAUUUACAGUAGUAGAGUUAUACAAAAAAGCUUGUAAAUUCUUACCAGCUGCUCUUAUGUUGUACAAAUUUGUUAAGGAUUUACCCCAAAAGUAUGCUGAACCAUUACUUCUGAGAAAAAUUUAUGUUUUAAUUGCUAUCCUUGUGGAAGAAUAUAAAAGCAACAGAAAACUAGCCAAUUUUGACAGAAGUGAUAUGACAGAUCUGGGUAUUUCUCUUGAAGAGGAAGUUUCAUUACAAAAUAUAGCUCCAAGGCUAAUAGAUGAUCCCUGGCGAGGAGCUAAAGCAUAUCAUUUUUAUAUGCUUGCUCAAAAGCAUUUGUACCAAGGUUACAUUGAUGCUGCAAUGAAGACAGCUUUGCAUCUUAGAGACUAUGAAGACAUUUUAAACAUUGAAGACAUCUAUUCUCUUUUAGCACUUACAAGUUGUGCAAAUAGAUCUUUUGCUACUUGUUCAUCUGCAUUUAUGCGUCUUGAAGCAUUGGAGAACUUAUCCAGUGAUGAACGGAACAAAUACGGGCAGUUAGCCGCUGAAAUUUUCAUAAAGCACCCUCCAAAAGAUAGUCGAAGUAAUGUUGUUCAUUGCAGAGGCUGUGCAGAUGCUAUUCCUGAUUGGUAUACUCAGUGUCCUAAUUGCUUUAUGACUUUUCCUAUAUGUGUUGCAUCUGGUCGACCUAUUGUGAAUCCCAGUCUGCAGUGGACUUGUUUGCAAUGCCAUCAUUCUGCUUUCAAACAAGAGAUGCUAAUGAGAUCAUGUUGUGCCUUGUGUCACUGCGUUCUUUCAAUUCCUGUUUAAUGUUAAUUUUAAAUACAGUAGAGAACCAAUUAUUCGGGAUG
Messenger RNA from Uloborus diversus, 3819 nucleotides. It is a transcript of the gene Oseg4, whose product is annotated as WD repeat-containing protein 35-like. Gene Ontology annotation, molecular function: protein binding. The record is from RefSeq and is a predicted model, not a curated record. Gene Ontology annotation, biological process: non-motile cilium assembly; protein localization to cilium; intraciliary retrograde transport. Gene Ontology annotation, cellular component: intraciliary transport particle A; non-motile cilium. The transcript has 32 exons. Bases 38 to 3778 code for a protein of 1246 amino acids. Lineage: Eukaryota; Metazoa; Arthropoda; Arachnida; Araneae; Uloboridae.